AUGACAAGUAAAACCUCUAAUGAGGUGCAGGUGGAUGUCCACCGUGAAUCUAGCGAGACGGCCAGUUCAAGCGGCAGGAGGCGUGAACCACAUAGUCUGCUUGAACAAACGACAACAGCAGAUUCACGCUCUAAUGAGCAAACACAACUACAGCAAACCUUGGCGCAAUGGUUUGCUAAAAUGGCAACUAGUCUAUCUACGGCGAUAGAAAAUGCAUUUAAAAAUUUCUCCGACAAGUUCGAUGUAGAUCCUAUUCAGGACGAAUUUCUCACAGAACUAGAAGAAGGAGAACUUGAAAGAAAUGGCAAUGCUAAUAGCAGUGAUGGCAAAAAUGGCCGCCAAAACGACAGACACAGUCAGGAAGAGCCUGACGUCUCAGACGGCACUAAUGUGCAACGCAUGAUUGAACGAGCUAAGACUCAAAAUGCUACUGAACAGGCUAAAGAGCCUAGUGUGCUUGAUGGCAUACGUGGAGAAAUGAAAACGGCUGAAACGGGUCCCAAGGUUAACGAUGACCUUGCUGAAAUAGUGAACGGACUUGUGCAGAAAGGUUUAUCAGAAGAAAAACUCCAAGAUAAACUAAACAAGUAUCCAAGCCCAGAAAACUGCGAGGCAUUGUCCAAAGUGAGGGUAAAUCAGCUUAUUUGGGAUAAUUUACAACCAAAUACUAGGUCACAAGAUCUUCGAUUUCAAAAAGUGCAAACGGCUUUGAUCAAAGGCAUGGCGGCAAUUGUUCGCGCCACUGACACAGCGCUGGCACAUGUGACCAUCUUGCCCGUGGGGAAGGAGAUUGUUGAAAGCAUGACUGAUGCUAUUGCUUUGUGUGCUCAUGCGAAUUCUGAGCUUAAUAUUUGUCGAAAGGAGUUGAUAAAACCUGACCUUCACGAAGAUUACAAGCAUUUGUGCUCGGCCUCAGUGUCUUCGUCUUCCCAGUUGUUUGGGGAUGAUCUCUCCAAGCAGGUCAAGGACCUUACAGAGGUCAAAAAAGUCGGUCGGAAAAUGACCAGGCAUAACAACAAACCUUAUGCCAGAGCCCCGGCUUACAGUUAUCGGGGACGAAAUCGUAACAUACGACCUAGGCCUUUUUUAGGCGAAAGACAGGUAGCGAGUGCGUCGCUACCCUUCCACAACAAGAGGUAUCAACGAGGCAAGUUCAAAAAAUUUGCAAACUGAGUUCAUCUACUGCCGAAACGGUAAGUCGAACAUUUUCUCACAGUAAAAAAAUAGGGGGUAGACUGAAACAAUUUAUUCACUUUUGGGAAAAAUUGACAUCUAAUAAAUUCAUACUUGAAACAAUAGCAGGCUAUAAAAUUUAACUCGAGCCUGAGGCGAUCUGUGGCCAUAAUUGGUCUCGCAAUCCUGAAACAAAAUUUAAUGAUAAAGAACAAUGCAUCAUAGACAAUGAAAUAGAUAAGCUUAUGUGCAAGGGAGUAAUUGAAGUUACACAGCACUGUCAAGGGGAAUUCAUUUCCCCAAUAUUCAUUCGUGCCAAGAAAGAUGACAGUCAUAGACUGAUAUUAAACCUCAAAGAGUUGAACACCAAUGUUGAAUAUCACCAUUUUAAAAUGGAAACCCUACCGUCGGCUGUUGCUCUAAUGAGACCAGGGUGCCAUAUGGCAUCGAUUGACCUCCGAAAUGCUUAUUAUCCUGUGCCUAUUGAUGUAAACUACAAAAAAUACCUAAAAUUUUACUGGAAAGGCACACUUUACCAGUUUUAA
Messenger RNA from Paramuricea clavata, 1718 nucleotides. The record is from the annotation of a GenBank genome assembly. NCBI's taxonomy places the organism in Eukaryota, Metazoa, Cnidaria, Anthozoa, Malacalcyonacea, Plexauridae.